This is a messenger RNA of Paramecium sonneborni, 1942 nucleotides long. NCBI's taxonomy places the organism in Eukaryota, Ciliophora, Oligohymenophorea, Peniculida, Parameciidae. The record is from the annotation of a GenBank genome assembly.
GAAAUGGAAUAAACUCAAUUUUCUUUGAAAUAAGUUUGCAGAUAAAGAAUGAAAAGUUUAUUUGUACAAUUAAGAAUUGAUAAUCCUAACUUAUCAUCAUCAAUUCUUGUUGUAGAUUAAAAAACAUUGAAAAUAGUAUCUGCUUAUAUGAAGAUGUCAGAGUAAAAAUAAAAAUAAAAAUAAGAUUGUUAGAAUAAGGAAUUAAUGCAGUUGAAAAUUUACAUUUGAAAAGAAAACCUUUCAAUUUAGAGGCAAUUUACUUUAUAACUCCAACUUAAGAGUCUAUUGCUUAUUUAAUUGAGGAUUUUGAAAAUGCUUAAUUUCCAUAAUACAAAUGUGCUCAUGUGAUUUUUAAUAAUAAAAUGCCAUAAGGAAUAGUACAAAAGAUAUAAGCUGAAUAGAAUUUAGUUAAGAAAUUAUCAAGUUGUAAAGUAUUCAAUUUAGAUUUUAAUUGUACUAAUGAAUAAUUAUUCACAUUUGAUAUGAUUUUUGGAUUAGAAGUGUACAAAGGAAGUAUGUAUUUACUUAAAGCAAGGAAAUAUAAUUUUAUAAGAGAUGGCUGAAAAAAUAUGUACAGUUUUAGUAUCAUUUGAUAAAUUUUACAGUUUUGAAUUGAUAUUUAGAUAAGAUAAUUGGAAAAUCUGUUAAUAAUUAGCAUAAUUUACAUAAGGAAGGUUAAGAGAAAUAUUAGAAACAUUAAAAAGAGGCAAUAAUUCACAAUAUGAUUGUAAAGAUAAAACUUGUGGGAAAAUAAGAGUAGUAAUUGUUGAUAGAGCAAUAGAUGCAUUAUCACCAUUGUUACAUGAUUUUUAUUAUUAACCUAUGUUUUAUGAUUUAUUGGAGAUAGAAAAUGAUAUAUAUUAAUAUGAAAUGUAAUAUAGUGAUAAGAAAGUAUCAAAAAAAUAAAUUUUAAAUGAUUAAGAUGAAUUAUUUAAGAAAUAUAAAUUUAAACAUAUUGCUGAUGUUUUAGAGGAAGUAAGUAGUGAUUUUUAAACAUUUAUGUAAACUAAUACUGCUGCAAAAGUAGCUAAAGAUAAAGAAUAAAGUUUAACUUUAAAAUAAAUGACUGACAUUGUUAAAACUAUGCCUUAAUAUUAAGAUUUAGUAGCUAAAUAUACAAUGCAUAUGGAAAUUGUUGAGAAAUGUUUAGAUUUAUAUAGAUAGAAGGAUCUUUAAGAAGUAGGAGAAUUAGAAUAAACAUUAGCUACAGGAUGUGAUAAGAAAGGAUCAUCUGUAGCAGGAGAGAAGAUUAUUUAAAGAGUAUCUAAUUAUUAAUAUAAAUUAUUAGAUUAUUUAAGUUUUAAAAAAUCCAAAAUUAAAUGAAUAUGAUUAAGCACGUUUAAUAUUAUCUGCUAUAAUUUAAAUUGAUUUAAGUGAAAAAGAUAGGAGAUAAUUAACCGAUAUUCUAUCAAUUGAUAUGCAAAAUGCUGUUCAUAAUCUUAAAUUAAUUGGAAUCUAAACUUAAAAUAGUGGUGGCAAAGUAAAAUUCUAUGUUUUUAGUUUAGUCCCAUAAAAGAGUUAAUGAAUAAGUAAGAAAGUAUGCUAAAAAUAAGAUGGCUAACGAAACUUUAGAAUUAUGUAGAAAUACUCCUAUUAUUGAAUAAUAAAUUGAAGAAUUAAUACUCAAAGAUUUCUAGACUUCUGGAAAUUAUGAAAAGAUAGUUUUAAAUGAAUAAUAAAAUGCUUAAGGUUAAGGUAAAUCACUUAGAUAAAAGGGAUAAAUCAAAUUGAUGUAAGAUGAUGUUGGAUUUGAUGAAUAAGAUAAAUUAGUAUUUAUUUAUUUUAAAUUUAGAUAAUUUUUGUUGUUGGAGGUAUUGGAUAUAAUGAAGCUAGAAGUUUAAUGAAUAACAAACUUAUUAAUAAAAAUUUAAUUAUUGGAAGCACAUUUUUAUUAAGACCUAAUGAUUAUGUUAAGGAACUUGUGAAAUUAUAAAAAAUAUGA